CGUGUGACGCGCCGAUCGCGGAAGCGGCUGUGGGGCCGCUCCACUCAGGUAGCGGCCUCUCCUUCGCCCCCUCCCCGGGCAGCGGCUCCGAACGUUCGCGCCGCCGCGCUUACGUCACCGCCUCUCCCAGCCUGCGUGCGCAUGUGCCGCCCCCUGCCCCCCUCAGUGGUAGUGUUAGGGGUGCAGGGCGGCCCCGCGUGGGGUUGGGGCUUCUGCUGGCUCUGCAGGGUGGGCAGCUGCCCCUUAUCCUGGGGCUUAGCAGCUUCCCUCCCUACACAGGCACAGCUUGGGCAGCGCCAUGGCACCACGCCCUUGGCGAGCAGUGGCGGUGGGCGUUGCGGUGCUGCUGCGCCUGGGGCUGGUGGUCUACGGGCAGUACCAGGACGAGGCCCUGGAGGUGAAGUACACGGACCUCGACUACCAGGUGCUCACAGAUGCAGCCCGGCACGUGGCCGCGGGGCACUCACCCUACCGCCGGACCACCUACCGCUACACCCCGCUGCUGGCCUGGCUGCUUGUCCCCAACGUCUGCCUCUCAGAGCUCUGCGGCAAGCUACUCUUCAUCGCUGGCGACGUGGUGGCUGCCUGCCUGGUGGAGCGUGUCCUCCGCCUGCGGGGGCUGGAGCCUGGCGCCGCCUGCAGCUACUGUGCCCUCUGGCUGCUCAACCCGCUGCCCAUAGCUGUGUCCAGCAGGGGUAAUGCAGAGUCCCUGGUCGCCGUGCUUGUGCUGGCCACCGUGUAUUACUUGGAGAGAAGAGACAUCACAAAAGCAGCUGUGUUUUAUGGCCUUUCCGUGCACAUGAAAAUCUACCCGGUGACUUAUGCCCUGCCCAUCUCCCUGCACCUGGGCCAUGGCAGAGGGCCAACAGAGACUGUCCCAUCGAAUGCAUCCAAGCUUGGCUUUGCGAGCUACUUUGGGCAGCUUUUCUUCAGGCUGCUGAGCCCGGAUGUGUUGCUUUUUGGGGCGGUGGCUGGCAGUACCUUUGCUGCCUUGGGCCUUGCAUGCUACUCCCUGUACGGUUGGGAGUUUCUGGAGCACGCCUACCUCUACCACUUGACCAGGAGGGAUAUCCGGCAUAACUUCUCCCCCUAUUUCUACAUGUUGUACCUGACUGCAGAGAGCGAAUGGAGUUUUGCCCUCGGUCUCGCCGCUUUCCUGCCACAGCUGCUCUUGCUUCUAGUAGUGUCCUUGGCCUAUUACAAAGACUUGGCCUUCUGUUUCUUCCUGCAUACCGCCAUCUUUGUGAGUUUUAACAAAGUGUGCACAUCCCAGUAUUUCCUUUGGUACUUGUGCCUGCUGCCACUCGUCAUGCCUGCUAUCGGGAUGUCUUGGCAUCGGGGUGUACUGCUUCUCCUUCUGUGGUUUAUUGGACAGGCACUGUGGCUGACUCCUGCCUACUUCCUGGAGUUUAAAGGAAACAACACCUUUUUACUUAUCUGGUCAGCAGGCUUGUUCUUCCUUUUUAUUAAUUGCUUCAUCCUAGUUCAGAUUAUUUCUCACUAUCAUAAAGGAACACAAGUGGCCAAGAAAUCCAAGGCACAUUAAUAUUAGGUCUGUAUGCAAGUCAAAUUCUGCAAGCAGUUCUGUUGAGGAAGCUGCUUACCUGGGUAACUUGGUUUAGUAAAAGUGUAUGUACUGUAUUCAGGAGUAUAGGUUGUAGCCUUGUUAGUCUAGUAAAAGAUAUCAAAUUUACCAAAAGAACCUUGUCUGCCUAUGUCUUUAGACCAACUCAGUUGGAGAAAUUCUUCUUUGCAAGCUUUCAGAUACAAAUACCCUUCGUCAAGCUGCUUGAAGAUUAUUUUUACCCGAAAGCUUGCAAAGAAAUUUUUUUCCCACUAUUUGAGUUGGUCUAAUAAAAGAUACCACUUUACCAACAAAACUUUGUCUGCCUAAGUUUUGUAUAUACACUGCACUGAGGUGUAUCUUAUGCAGAUGCUGCUUUCUAGUACUCUAAAUGUGUUGUUUUUUUUAAACUGAGGUCUUUGGUCUCAGUUUGGGAACAGAGUCAUAUGAAGUUGCAGAGGGGUAUUACCAUGGUGAGAUGCUGUCAUACUCCUUAAAAAUACAUUUAAGCUGGUGGAAAAAAAACAUGAUUUAAAGCAAUCAGUUAUCAAAUGCUUAUGGACAGUACUUUUGUUUCUGCUAUACAUUUUUGGUAUAUAUAACUUGUUAUGUAUUUGAUUUUUCUUAAUGAAAUGGGAAUGCUGCAGACCUUACAACUCGUUAACUUCCCAAAACAGUACCAUUCCUGCUUUUCUAUUUCCCAGAAGUUUUGUCCACAUUCCUGUUCUACCAGUGUGGGAGGCUUCUACAUGGUUUGAUGAAAGACAUUGCCUUAGGCGUUAUCCACACUGGUGUUUUUUCUAAAGCUUGGCAGCACUGCACCAAUGUCAGAAAAAGCUCAAUAGUAUUAAUGCUAACUUGUCAGAGUCCAGUAAUUUUACUGCUGUAUUAUCUAGGCCAGCUCUGAAUGGUGGUGGACAAGAAGAAAUAAGCUGGCAGCUGCUCUAUAGGAAGGCUCUCGCCAGUAGAAACAUUUUAGACCAGAGCUACUGUAGAGAGGGAUCUCACAAAUAGUAGUAAAUUAAAGCAGACAAUCCAAUUGUAUCUACUUUUACAUUUAUCAUGAUAUUUUGUACGAGAAGUACAAAGGCUGUCUUGGCCUUACAUACUGAUGUUUGCAGUUUCACUGAGCAGGACAUCCUUCAGUUGUUCUGAGCUGUUACCUAGCAUCAUUCUGUUAUAAUACACAACUCAUCAGAUCUGGUGUAUGGUCUAUGACAGUCACAAUGGUCUAAUGCAUCAAAGGAUGAAGCAGUAGGCAGCACAGUAUGUGGGGCUGUUUCUUUUUGUCUGCCUUGAGAUGUUCAACACGCUGCCUUACAUUUGAUAUCUGCUGGCCUUUCUCUUAAAUACAUAUCACCAAAUAAUCUGACUUCUUUUCUCUUUAAUUAUGUCAUCUGAAUUGUUAAUAUUUUUUGUCUAUAUGGGAGAUGGAGUCUGUCUCAGGGUUUUUUAAAGCAUGCUACGGUAUCUUGUUUUCUAUCAUUCCAAUGGUGUGAGCGCUUAAAAAUGAAAAUUACUUUUACUUGGCUGAUUUUUAUUUUUUUUUUAAUAGGGAUAGAUUUUUUGCAGUUAUAUCCUAACCUUGGUAUGGAACAGUCCAUUAAUAGUGUUGUAUAUCAGUGUGCUGCAGGAUCUAAGGAAGUAUUUAUGUCCCCCACAACUUUUAUCAAUUUUUUUCUUUUCACCAUUGGUAAGUACAGUGUGUUUGUACACUGAAUAAGCAUGAGACCAGAAACGUUCCAGGUGUGAAAGCAUUAUCACAUACAAGGUUUGGUGGCCUGCAGCUAACAGGAUGGAUUGCUCUUUUUUCUUUUAUUCCUCUGUAAUCAAUGCAUAUGAAACUAUCUAUAAAUACCAGGCAAUGUGGGUACCUUUUCUGUAAGCAGGGUAGUUCAAUAUUUGUUUUUAUGUUCAGUUAAAACAAUUCAUUCCUACCCUCAUUUUGUCCUUCAUUUGUCUUUUUAAAUUGUGAUCUUCGCAGGAUCAUCUUUGCUAUUUUAUACUGUAAGGAGCAUACUGUAAGCCAUCCUUAUUUAUGAUAAAGGAAAGAUUCUUAAGAUUUUUUGUUUAUGGGCUGGAAACUGCUCAUGGCAAUGUGACAGUAUGAUGUUAAAGAUGCAUUGUACUGUGAAGUACUGAAAAUAAAUUUUUUUUUUAACUUC
This is a messenger RNA of Alligator mississippiensis (American alligator), 3729 nucleotides long. RefSeq names its product phosphatidylinositol glycan anchor biosynthesis class M (gene PIGM). Lineage: Eukaryota; Metazoa; Chordata; Crocodylia; Alligatoridae. The transcript has a single exon. Gene Ontology annotation, cellular component: glycosylphosphatidylinositol-mannosyltransferase I complex; membrane. The record is from RefSeq and is a predicted model, not a curated record. Gene Ontology annotation, molecular function: GPI mannosyltransferase activity; alpha-1,4-mannosyltransferase activity. The coding region runs from base 299 to 1546 and encodes 415 amino acids. Gene Ontology annotation, biological process: GPI anchor biosynthetic process.